GCGUAGACUAAAUAGAUUACAUCGUCACGCAUCUUAGUACUCAAGGGCUCGAUGCAUCGGGAUUAGAUAUAAUCUUAUCAAAGUCCUCAUCGCCACUGUCACCUGUGGAAGGGAUCUCAUGAAGAGGCAGCAGAUCCAUCGCAGAGAUAUUAGAUGCAGACUGGGCUUCGCUUUCGAUCACCCGCUCUCCUGAUCGUCCUGUUGUGCAUAGGCCGGGAGGAAGCCUCCCGCAAUCAAGUCAUCAGUGAUUGCUUUGACAUUCUCCUCGACGUUGAAAUCGAAACACGUCUCGGGCAGUGGUGGGUACAACCUACUGUUGAAGAGCAGCCAUGUAGGCAUGUCGAUCAUUGGAGGCGGAGCUAUGUAGGGAUCUUCCAGCCCGGUUUCAGUCUGCGGGGGCACGAGGGUCGCGUCCAAGGGCGCGUCGGGUGGAGUCGUGUCAAGCCUUUGCUGUGGCAGAUUGAUCAGAGGUAUCGCCCCAGCCGCAUGUCUGUUGAUGAAGUCGUCAAAGAAAGGCGAGUCCAUAUACCACGGUUUCGAUGGCAGAGUCGACAAGGACGCUGAAGAGGGAGAGAGAGGUCCUUCGACUUGUAUAGCCGACGUGGCUUGA
Guyanagaster necrorhizus is the source of this 610-nucleotide messenger RNA. RefSeq lists its product as uncharacterized. Lineage: Eukaryota; Fungi; Basidiomycota; Agaricomycetes; Agaricales; Physalacriaceae. The coding region runs from base 154 to 564 and encodes 136 amino acids. The record is from RefSeq and is a predicted model, not a curated record. The transcript has 2 exons.